Molecule: messenger RNA, 336 nt
Organism: Cylicostephanus goldi
Lineage: Eukaryota; Metazoa; Nematoda; Chromadorea; Rhabditida; Strongylidae
Source: the annotation of a GenBank genome assembly
AUGACCUUGCAUCAUAAACUUUUGCUCGAUUUUGUAAAAGCUGUUCAAAUCCGUCCGGAAGUUUACGAAGAUCACAAUGCGAAAGAUGCUGAGAAAGCAUGGGAAGUUAUAGCAGAUCAGUUCGAAAUCACAGUUUCGGACGCCAAAAAACAGUGGUUAGAAUUGGUUCGGAUACACCGAUUUAUGUACUUGGAUCUGCCUGAUGAAGCAUUCAAGGUCAUAGCUCCCAAGGAGGAUCCACGUUGGCAAACGGCCACUCGACAGACCGCAAUUACACUAGCACACUUCCUGCAAAAUGAUCUCAAAUUUUUAUUCAAAGAUGAAACAAUUAUUUAG